This is a messenger RNA of Lachancea thermotolerans CBS 6340, 291 nucleotides long. RefSeq names its product KLTH0C06424p. The record is from RefSeq and is a predicted model, not a curated record. NCBI's taxonomy places the organism in Eukaryota, Fungi, Ascomycota, Saccharomycetes, Saccharomycetales, Saccharomycetaceae. The coding region runs from base 1 to 291 and encodes 96 amino acids. The transcript has a single exon.
AUGAUUAAAUUUUACUAUGUCACAUUUAGCUUUACAACGCAAACAAACAAUACCAACACACUCAACGAGCUAGUGGAGACGCAAAUGUGGAAACAGGCAAUUCCUUCCCAAACUGCUACAAUUGGUAGCAAUUCGUUUGAAGAAAACCAUGUCAGUAUGCUUUCUAGUAGUCAGGCGUCACAACUGAUAACUAUGCCUGCAAGCACAAUGUCUCCGAAUUUGUGCAACACGGGAGAGAGCUUAAUUAAAUUGGAGUCUUUGCUCCCUUAUAAGCAAGCAGUACAUACGUAG